Mangifera indica (mango) is the source of this 3034-nucleotide messenger RNA. Its product is annotated as filament-like plant protein 1. NCBI's taxonomy places the organism in Eukaryota, Viridiplantae, Streptophyta, Magnoliopsida, Sapindales, Anacardiaceae. The record is from RefSeq and is a predicted model, not a curated record. The transcript has 5 exons. The coding region runs from base 313 to 2730 and encodes 805 amino acids.
ACAUUCAGAGUCACAUGCUGUACCCUUUUUAAAUAUUUUCAAAAACUACAUACAGGAGCAUUGUCAAAAGUAAAGAAAACAAGAGUAACAGAAACCCACAUUAUCUGAUUGAUUAUACAUCACCUGACAUUCCACAGAUAUUUGCAGAGUUAAUUUAUUGUUGUUGUUAUUUAUAACAAUUUUUGAAGCUGAAAACGUCUUUUGGUUUCAUUUAUUUCUUUUCCCCAUCCUCUCCAUGGGUUUGUUACGGCCUCCAGUCAAAGAUGAACAAUAUGUGAUGUGCUAAUUGUUGUUGGACUACAAGACAGCGCAAUGGAAAAGCGAAAAUGGUUAUGGAAGAGGAAGUCUUCUGAGAGAAGUCCUGGCGAAACGGAGAGUUCAGGGUCGAUUUCUUCACAUUCGGAGAGAUUCUCCGAUGACCAGCAGGAAGCUUUGAAGGCAUCUCCUAAUCACAGUUCUCAAUCUCCUGAAGUCACAUCAAAAGCUGUAUCUGUUGGAGAAGAUAUUAAUGAUAGUGUUAGGACUCUAACAGAAAAGUUAUCUGCUGCUCUGGUGAAUGUUAGUGCCAAAGAGGAGUUGGUGAAGCAGCAUGCCAAAGUUGCAGAAGAAGCUAUUGCAGGCUGGGAAAAGGCUGAAAAUGAAGUGGUUGUCUUAAAGCAGAAACUUGAGGCUGCAGUACAGCAGAACUCAACACUGGAAGCUAGGGUGAGCCAUCUUGAUGGGGCCCUCAAGGAAUGUGUUAGGCAACUAAGACAAGGAAGAGAAGAGCAGGAGCAAAAGAUCCAAGAAGCUGUUGAGAAGAAAACCCGUGAGUGGGAGGCCAUGAAACUUGAACUGGAGAGCCAGCUUCUUGAGCUCCAGAGCAAAGCAGAAUCUGUUAAAUCUGAACCUCCUGUCCAGAAUGAUCCUGAUCUUUCCCACAUGCUUGAACUUUUGAAAAAAGAGAACUCAGCCCUCAAAAAUGAGCUCCUUUCUCAAACUGAGGAGUUAGAAAUCAGAGCAAUUGAAAGAGACUUGAGUGCCCAAGUUGCUGAAACCGCCAGCAAGCAACAUUUAGAGAGCAUAAAGAAGGUUGCCAAGCUUGAGGCUGAGUGCAGGAAGUUAAAAGCAAUGGCUUGUAGAUCUUCAUCAACUAAUGACCUUAAAUCUGGUGCUGCCUCCUCAAUUUGUGUUGAAUCGCUUGUGGAUAGUCAAUCAGAAUUUGGGGAACGGCUAAACUUGGUGGAGUUUGAUACCCACAAAAUAAGUGGCUCUGAAGUGAAUAAGUCUGAGCUAAGUUGUUCUGACUCAUGGGCAUCAGCCCUAAUUGUGGAGCUUGAUCAGUUUAAAACUUGUAAUAGAAAUCUCCCUGCCUGUUCAAUGGAAAUUGAUCUAAUGGAUGAUUUUCUUGAGAUGGAGCGACUUGCUGCAAUGCAUAAUAAUGGAAGUGGAAAUAAUUUAGAAUCAGAAGCUGUUACCAAGCAAUCUAUUGAUGCAGAAAGUUUGUUAAGAGCUGAACUUGAAGCAAUGAUUCACCGAACUGCUGAACUGGAAGAAAAAGUAGAAAAGAUGAUGGCUGAGAAAGGUGCAUUAGAAGAAAUAAUUGAAAAGAUGGAAGCAGAGAAAGGUAUACUGGAAGAAAAAAUUGAAUAUAAGGAAGCAGAGAAAGGUGAACUGCUAGAAAAAAUGGAAAAGUUGGAAGCAGAAAAAGGUGAACUGGAAGGAGAAAUGGAAAAGAUGGAAGCAGAGAAAGCUGUACAGGAAGAAGCGAUGGAAAAGAUGGAAGCAGAGAAAGGCGUACUGGAAGAAGAAAUGGAAAAGGUGGAAGCAGAGAAAGGCAUACUGGAAGAAGAAAUGGAAAAGAUGGAAGCAGAGAAAGGUGAAAUGGAAUUAAAACUGGAAAAGAUGGAAGCAGAGAAAGGUGAAAUGGAAUUAAAACUGGAAAAGAUGGAAUCAGAGAAAGGUGAAUUGGAAGAGCAUAUUAAAAAAAUGAAAGUAGAGAAAGCUGAACUGGAAUUGUCUCUAACAAAAAGUGAAGAUUGUGUUGAGGCAUCAGAGCUUCUGUUGCGGGAGAAUAAAAUGAAGUUGGAGGAGCUUGAAAGGCAGAUAAAUUUGACAAAUGAAUCGAAGCAGGCCAUUGAGUCUAAAUUUGUCAAUACCGAAGUGGAGGUUCAAACAUUGUCAGCAAAGAUUGACUCAUUAGAAGACGAGGUUGAAAAGGAGAGGGCUUUGUCUGCACAGAUUACAGUAAAGUGUCAGAAAUUGGAAGAAGAGCUGUGGAGAACGAAACAGGAAGUUGAGCUCCAACAAAUUGCAAAGUCGAACACUGAAGUAAAGAUAAAACAGGAGGACCUAGAUGUGGCUUCUGGGAAACUCGCUGAGUGCCAGAAAACAAUAGCAUCUCUAGGGAAGCAGCUAAAGUCUCUGGCAACAUUGGAAGACUUCCUGAUUGAUACUGCAAGCAUACCCAAAUUCCCUAGGGAAGGAUUAUCGGUUCCUAAAGCUGGUGGAGAACCAUGGAAGUUACAUUCAAAUGAAACAUUUUCACCCAAAAGAGAACUUACUGCCUCAAGUAUAGCUGCCAAGAUUACUGUUCCUUCAUUAAACAAUAGUGAUGGUAAAACACCACCCUCUAUAUUGUCAUCUACUUCAUCUGCUGUGUCAUCAAAUCAUGUCAAUCAUGAUAAGAACCGGAAUGGGUUUGCCAAGUUCUUCUCUCGGACUAAGAAUGGAAUACAACUAGAACUCUAGCCAUGAUAAAAGUGAAAAGGAUUUAUCAACUGUAAACCAGGGAAUUUGUGUCAUUUAGAUAUGCUGAUUAAAUACUUUUUAGUCAGCUGAUAUUGUUCUUAUUUUAUUUUCUUCAUUUAUGCAUGAAAAGUGGUCCAUAAAUCAAAACUUUUCAAGCUUAUAGUAUGGUUAGAGCCAUUUUCAUUGCUUCAUUUAUUAAUGUUGAUUGAUAAACGGCAGAUGGUGAACAUUUUGAGAGUGUUUUGGACAUGUUGAAAGUGUUGCUGUUUUCAAUUUCAUUUUAUGGUAUUUGAUUUGGCUGAAC